UAUUAUUCCUUUGUUUCUUUUAUUUGUGUAAGGCAUGUGGGGUUAAUUGCAAUAAGAUGAUUUAAAAGGUAUGACGUUUUGUCAUCACUAACGUUGGCGGCGCUACUUAUACUUGAUUUUGACGUCACUAGAGGGCGCUUACCUGAUUAACUUCAUUUAUUAAUUUUGAAGAUGAUUUUUGGGAAAGGAUUUGUGUGGAGUCUUGGUUAGGCCAUUGCAUAAUUAUUAUACCUACACCUUAACUUUUGGCCUUUACAAACAUUCAUGUUGAUCAUCAAGAAAUCUAAUAAUUCUAUACAAGCAGCGUGACUCGUUUCCAACUCCCCCUCCCCUUCCUUAGCAACCCUAGACCUCUUUUCAGUGGAUCCCGAUUGCUCGUAUCUGAUUGGUGGAAUGCCAGUUAUUAUUAAACCACUGCUGCGAAUCCGGCCUAUAUACCGCAGAACCUAUCGUGUAUAGCAGUUGCGAACACGGUUUUCACUAAAAGUUGCUGUUCUUGCAUAUUUGGUUUUCCAAUUUCUCCCACCUCAAAUUGAGAAUGAUGAGCCAGGCUGUGACCCAACAGCCAAGCCGCCGGUCACCGGGCGCGACGGAGAUGAACUGGGUGGGCACACCGACAGCCUACCGGGCACAGGGCAGUCUCGACGGCACAGAGACGGGCAAGAUUUACGCUGGGCUGGAGAUCCUUCGCCACACAGACCAGGUGACGGUCCAACAGACAGUGGAGACUGUUGGUGCUGGUUGUGACGUCACUAAUACAUAUUUGAUGACAAACAAGGAGAACGAGCAACUGUUUCAAGCGAUAGAAGGUGCGUCUUGCUGUGGGCGUUUCUGGUGCGGUCCUGCACGCCCCCUGCGCCUCGCUCUCAGGGACAAACUGGGCAAUGACGUCAUCCAUGUGGUACGUCCUCUACGGUGUGACGCUUGUUGCUGCCCGUGUUGCAUGAUGGGAGUCAUGGUCCAGACACCGAAUGGCGAGGUUAUCGGAUACGUCAAACAAACUUGGAGCUUUUUCGGAGCUACUUUCAAGAUCGAAGAUGCCGACAAGACGCCGCUGAUGACUCUCUGGACAUCGUGUUGCCCGUGUAGAUGUCGAACCGACAUAGAAGUACAGGUUUGGAAGUUGUCUGAUGAUGGGAUGGGAUUGAUCCGCAAGCAGUGGGGAGGAAGACGGCAAGACAUUAACAUGGAUCACGAAACAUUCACAAUCCAAUUUCCUCCAGGGUGUGACAUCAAGUGUAAGGUACUUCUCAUCGGAGCUGCUUUCUUAAUGGAUUUGAUGUUCUUUGAGAUGACUUAACUUAAACUCAAAGCCACAUUCAGCACGAGGGCGAUAUCUCCGUGUAAAGGCGAGACAAAGUUCUUAAUUUUUUUUGUGUAAGUCCGUUUUUUGUCAGAUUCUUUUUUUUUAGUUAGGCUUACAAUAGACAUGUACAUACGUAUCUAAUCAGGACGCAUUUAAUCAAGCAGUACAUGUAUAUAUCAAUAUAACAUGGAGAUUCUGCAACACUUUGAAUAAAAUGACGCAACAAUGACACAAAAAUUGUAUUUACAAAACAUUUUUAAUAGUGCACAUCAUGACAACAACCCACUGCUCUAUUGAUAUUAUGUUUGGACCCAUCAGAGAAAAUUCAUAGAUGCAAGCAAAUGGUUCAGGUAAUUUUGAAUUCCGUAAUUGUUAUAAAACAUGUAAAUGUUUUAAACCGGUUCCUUGUGUGGACCAGUUACCAAUAUAUGGAGCUUUUAGAAUUUCAAAGGAACAUACUCAGGAGUAGCACACAAGGCAACCUGGGGAAUAGCAAAUGAUAAAUAUUAAUUGUGAAUUUUUAUCACAGUCACCGGAUGUACCGAUGUGAACGAGUGAAAUCAUGGAUGGUGUUUCAACAUUUCAUUACUCACUAUUCUUAUCAUGGUAUUUGCAGUUACUCUGGGCAGUUAUGACUGGAACAAUGGAGCAUGUUUGUUUGAGCUACCGUAAACAAGUACUGG
This is a messenger RNA of Patiria miniata (bat star), 1989 nucleotides long. Its product is annotated as phospholipid scramblase 3-like. Bases 539 to 1300 code for a protein of 253 amino acids. Gene Ontology annotation, molecular function: phospholipid scramblase activity. Gene Ontology annotation, biological process: plasma membrane phospholipid scrambling. Lineage: Eukaryota; Metazoa; Echinodermata; Asteroidea; Valvatida; Asterinidae. The transcript is spliced from 7 exons. Gene Ontology annotation, cellular component: plasma membrane. The record is from RefSeq and is a predicted model, not a curated record.